UAUAAAUUGAAAGCAUCCGUCUCAAAUGAACAAAAGGGAAGCAAUUUCACAAAGCACUUUCACAAAAAGCUAGCUGUCUACAUUGACAGUUUGGUUCAAGAGUAACAAUGAACAACACCAUGGAUUCAAAGAAAUCAAACAAGAUCAGAGACAUUGUCAGGCUCCAACAGAUUCUCAAAAAGUGGAGAAAGAUUGCUAACUCAUCAAAAGCAAUAUCCACCGCCACCACUACCUCUUCCACCAGCAAGAGCAUCAAGUUUCUGAAGAGGACACUUUCUCUGUCUGAAAAAACAACCACUUCAUGUGAAGCCUCAAACAAUGCUGCUGUCCCAAAAGGCUACCUUGCUGUCUGUGUUGGGGAAGAGCUCAAGAGGUUUGUCAUCCCAACUGACUACUUGGGUCGGCCAGCUUUCCACAUUCUGUUGAGAGAGGCGGAGGAGGAGUUUGGGUUUCAGCAGACCGGCGUUUUGAGGAUUCCAUGUGAGGUUUCUGUGUUUGAAGGUAUUCUGAAGAUGGUGGAGGAAGACAAGGACUUGUUCUUCAAUAAUAUGGUGGGAGGUUGCUCAACAGCAUCAGAUGGCCAGCUCAACUUUUCUCACCACCUAGAAAACCCAAUGUGCAUAUAGGGUUUUGAUCUUCUUCUUCUUUUUUUCCCUUUUCUUUACUCCUCAAGAUCUUAUCUUUCAGAUGAGAAGGAGGUGAAAGAAAUCUGAAGUUGAGUUACGUAAAUUAUCUUCUGAUGCAUUUUGUCAGGCAUCCAAUCCCAAUUCAACAUCUGAUUUUCUGAGGCAUCUAAUCUACUAUUUUGGUAGCAGAACUGCUACGAUAUGGUACUGUACUUACAGCUUAUAUUAAUAAUACAUAUAUAGACUAGCACUAAACGUUAAUCAAUUAGUAAGAUAAUCACUCAUAUGGACAUCUAAUCGAAGCAGUCAUAGUCAAUAAUCUAAGAUCAUCCAUUAGAUUUGGAAAUCAAAAGGUAUCCAAUUAAAAAAAAUGAAACGUUGGGAAAAAGAGGUUGGUUCAAUCAAAAGAAAAAAGAGGCUUGGUCAAUAUUUCUCCUGGUGACACCAAUAAAAAAUGUUUAAUAACGUCUGUCAGGACAGUUUCAUGAACUUUGAAAAAGGAUAACAGCAGAUAAAUUAAAUUUGUAGAUAAAAUUUACAAAUAAAUAACGUAUCAUUAAUAAAAAUCAGCACGUUCAUCAAUGUUUAAGUAAUAAUUCAAUUAACUUUCAUAUCAUUUAAUUUACAAAAUUUAAUUUCUAUAGUAUUACUUCUUUAAAAAUACCCAUAGUACUAGCAAGUACUAUUAACACCGAAAGUGUUGUCAGAUAAUAAGAGCCUCCAGAUUUUCAAUGCUUACAUUCUACGUAAGUUUGUUGUCAGCAAACCACUCGUCUGAGUUUGCCACCUAUAUACUAAAUUAUAAGAAAAUAUUAACUCAAGUCAUGUGUACGCAUGUGUAGAUUAAUUCAGAUCCAAUAACGGUCCUAACUAGACGUACAGAGAUCGUAGCAUGGUUUAAUUAUUAUUGUAUAUAUACUCUACAGUUGGUAUCCUAUGUCUGCGAUGCAGAAAGUCGGAAACAAAAUGCUUAGUUUAAAGACUUUCGGAUGCGUAAAACAAUACUAUAUUGCAGACAUUUUGCACUUGCAUCAAGUAAUAAACACCGAAAAUCUACCAUUGGCAGAUUUUAGUUUCACAAUUUGCUCGUUCAUGUGCAUUCUUCUGUUUCAAACUUGAGGAAGCAAAGCCAUGUGUCAAUGGUGACAAUCAAGGCAAGGAAAAUGUAAGAUAUGAUGCAGUUUGAGUUGAAAAAAAUCCACAGUAAGGU
This is a messenger RNA of Pyrus x bretschneideri (Chinese white pear), 1836 nucleotides long. RefSeq names its product auxin-responsive protein SAUR22-like. Bases 108 to 626 code for a protein of 172 amino acids. The transcript has a single exon. NCBI's taxonomy places the organism in Eukaryota, Viridiplantae, Streptophyta, Magnoliopsida, Rosales, Rosaceae. Gene Ontology annotation, biological process: response to auxin. The record is from RefSeq and is a predicted model, not a curated record.